Molecule: messenger RNA, 667 nt
Organism: Lepus europaeus (European hare)
Lineage: Eukaryota; Metazoa; Chordata; Mammalia; Lagomorpha; Leporidae
Gene: TSTD1
Product: thiosulfate sulfurtransferase like domain containing 1
Exons: 4
Coding region: 159-572 (137 amino acids)
Cellular component (GO): cytoplasm
Molecular function (GO): thiosulfate-thiol sulfurtransferase activity
Source: RefSeq, a predicted model, not a curated record
UACUGCUGCCAGACUAAUGAGUCGUUUCCUGCCCACGCUGGGGACUCGCUAGAUAUCCGGUGGACUGGCGGCAGGCACCACUAACAGGUGCUGCGGAGGCGGAGCGGGAGGCUGUCCCUCCGCUUCCGGUUCCGGUUGCCUCCUGGAGGGAGGGAGCGAUGUUACCGGUACUGAGGGGGAGUGCCUUGGCCUUAUUCCUGGGAUUUGCAAUCGCGGCGCGCACCAUGGCUGGAGCACCCACGGUCUCGCUCCCCGAACUCCGAUCACUCCUAGCCGCUGGCCGCGUCCGGCUCUUCGAUGUGCGAUCUCGGGAGGAAGCAGCAGCGGGGACCAUCCCGGGGGCGCUCAACAUCCCGGUGUCAGAGCUGGAAAGCGCCCUGCAGAUGGAGCCGGCUGCUUUCCAGGCCAGGUACUCCGCUCAGAAGCCCACGCUGGAAGAGGAGAACCUCGUUUUCUUCUGUCAGAUGGGCCGGCGGGGCUCUCAGGCCGCGCAGCUAGCCCGGAACCUUGGAUACACAGGGGCACGAAACUACGCUGGGGCCUAUAGAGAAUGGCUGGAGCAACAGGGUUAGGUAGGAGGUGGCUGCUCUAGCCGGGGGUGCUGAAGGGACUGACCUGCUGAGUUGGGCAGCACACACAAGCCUGCAAUAAAGAGCAUUUUCUAAAA